Molecule: messenger RNA, 3126 nt
Organism: Sorex araneus (European shrew)
Lineage: Eukaryota; Metazoa; Chordata; Mammalia; Eulipotyphla; Soricidae
Gene: LZTFL1
Product: leucine zipper transcription factor like 1
Exons: 10
Coding region: 130-1029 (299 amino acids)
Biological process (GO): negative regulation of protein localization to cilium
Cellular component (GO): cytoplasm
Source: RefSeq, a predicted model, not a curated record
CCGGAGGCUUCUAAACAAUCUGCCCGCCCCCCCAUCUUCUCGGCGCCCGCCACCCUCGGCCAUCCGGGCCUUGCUGGGCUGCGCGUGGCCUGCCCCGCUGCUCCGGGCCUCUGAUUCUCGCCCGCCGCCAUGGCAGAGCUGGGCCUAAAUGAGCACCAUCAAAACGAAGUCAUUAACUAUAUGCGUUUUGCUCGUUCAAAAAGAGGCUUGAGGCUCAAAACUGUAGAUUCGUGCUUCCAGGACCUGAAGGAGAGCAGGCUGGUGGAGGAGACGUUCACCAUCGACGAAGUGUCCGAUGUCCUGAAUGGGCUCCAGGCCGUGGUGCACAGCGAGGUGGAAUCCGAGCUCAUCAACACAGCCUACACCAACGUGUUACUCCUGAGGCAGCUUUUCUCCCAGGCCGAGAAGUGGUACCUUAAGCUGCAGACGGACAUCUCUGAACUUGAAAACAGAGAAUUAUUAGAACAAGUUGCAGAAUUUGAAAAAUCAGAAUUUACAUCUUCAAAUAAAAAGCCCCUCGUAGACAUUAUGAAGCCAAAACUUGCGCCACUGAAUGAGAGCGGAACCGCAGAACUCCUAAACAAGGAAAUUUUAAGACUUGUGGAAGAGAAUGAGAAAUUGAAGUCAAGGCUGAGGAACACCGAAGUGCAGGCUACAAACGCACUGGAUGAGAAGUCGAAACUAGAAAGAACCCUACAGGAUUUACAGCUUGACCAAGGAGAUCAGAAGGAUCUCGGGAAGGCCCCAGACCUGAGUGACUUAGAAAACACGGUUGCUGCUCUCAAGAGUGAGUUCCAGAAGACACUUCAGGACAAGGUGGAAAACCAGAAGUCUCUGGAGGAGAAUUUGGCCACCGCCAAGCAUGACCUCCUCCGGGUUCAGGAGCAGCUGAGCCUGGCUGAGAAGGAAUUAGAGAAGAAAUUCCAGCAAACAGCAGCUUAUCGAAACAUGAAAGAGAUUCUCACCAAGAAGAAUGACCAAAUCAAAGACCUGAGGAAAAGACUGGCCAAAUACGAAUCUGAAGAUUAAAAACAAAAUGAAUUCAUCUGGAAGCUGCCACACAUGAAAAUACAAGCUGCUUCUCACCUCAGGCAUGUAUUUUGAAGCAGUUUGUUAUAUUUUUCUCUCUUUAUUUUUCUAAUAUUUAGACUUUCCUUCUAAUAUUUGGAUAUAGAGUUCCUAUUUUCAUUUGUCUAAUUGAGAAGAGCUAGAAUUCACUGAUUCUGGCCAGUCCAAAACUCCUUUCUGCUCAGUGCUCCAGAGUCUUAGUUCAAAUAUCAGAACCAUUUUUUUCCAUGAAGAAGAGAUUUUUAGAGUGGGAGGUAGUCUUUUGAAUUAGUAUAUAAAAGGUACCAUACUAAUGUUGAAAGUUAGCAUUGUCUAUUCUUAUGCAUUCCCCAGUGUAAAUGUCUAGUUAUUAAAAACAGUUAUUACAAAUAAAUCUUAUUUUUAGAAACAAAAUCUAAGUAAUUUUCUGUUUGAUCAUUUAAAUAUUAACUCAUUGAAAAUGUGAAUGCAAUCUAUUUUGGCAAAAUUUUUACCAAUUAACAGUGAACAAGAGGAUUCGCUUACCUUGCUCACUCAGUGUCUAAGUUUUGUGUUUAUCGGAGGAGGUGCAGUCAUUUUUUUGCACCAUAACUAUGAGUCUGUAUAAUUGACGGAGAAGUCAGAGUCAUCCUGUACUACUAUCAUUGAAGAGAUAUCUAGACUUAGAAUAAAUGUAAUCUCUAUACUUUUAAAUUACAUAUUAAAUAAGAACACUAUUAUAAAGGACAUAAGAUCAGUUAUCAGAUCUCAGAUUCAGUUGUUGAUUCUAAUUUUUUAUGUAAACCUAUAGGAAAUGCAUUUUUAUUAUUUCCAGUUGUCCUUUUUUUUUUUUUGAGUGACUUUUGGAUUAGAAAUUAGGAAUCUUUUUAGCAGUUGUGUGGUGCACCAAUAUAGUAUGUGUAUGAACAAAAUAUAAUCCAUAAAUCAGUAAUUCCUCAGAAGCAAAAUGCAUACUUGUUUGCAUAAUUUUAUAUAUAACAUCCUUUCUGUUAUUUACAGAGUAAUUAUUCUCAUUUCCCAGACCAGUGUCACACCCUAAAUGAAUGCCAUUUACUAAGACAGGUCUUUCCACUUUCACAAGUGAAGAUUUUUUUCCUAGAGGACAGCUUUUUGAUCAGAGGGUGAGGCUUGUUGUUAUUUUUACUCAAGCUUUUAGUGUUAGCCUUGAAUUUAUUUUUCUAAGACUUCAUGUUAAAACGAUUGAUUGAUAAAGGGAAAGAUAAUUCCCCCCCACAGGACACAGAUAUCUUUAAAAGAAUGACGAAUCGGAGAAGGUAGGGAUAGAUUUAGUCUGCUGGUACAAUCUAUGAAAUCUCUUUAAGUGCCAUUCCCUUAGCCAGGCCACUCAUCAGUGUCCAUGACUCACUUUAACUGAGACCUCCAGUUUCAUGCCCUCAUUCUUUAUCCCAAAUGUAAUGCUGUUUCCAAAUAUAUUCCAUUUUUUAUGGACCAAUAUAUAGGAUAUUUUAUAUAGUUCAGAAACUGAACUUUAGAUUAAAUGGCUAGAGCCCGUAGAAACCGUUAUUUCUUCCCUGCACCUCUGUUAGUCUGAUACCUGUGAGGAAGGAAGGUGUGUUGGGAAACGUGUGUCACUUGGUGGACUUUCAGCUUGGGUUUUGGGUCGCACUUUAGAAUAUUCUGUAAAAUGUGUACCACUUCAACAGUACACUCAAAAGUAUUCCUGAAGCUUUAAAACCAAACCAUGCCAUCAUUCAGAUUAAACAGGUGUGAUAGUCUUUGACAAGUCAGCAGGAUUUCUUUUACUUGUAAACUCGGGGCUCUGGUUUUAUCACAGUUUUGUUUAAUUCAUGUCUUCAUGCAGUCUUAAAAUUUUUAUUGAAGUGUUUCUUAGUUUCAAGAUCAUUGAACUAAGGAACUCUUUUUCAGUCUAUAUUUGUUGGAUUUCCAAGAACAUUGGUUAUAGCAUGAGUUGAACUUCAAGUAUUUCUAGUGUGAAUGGCCAGUGUGAGCAUUGGUAACUAUUGUAAUAUGUUUUGGUUUAAUUACAAAUCCAGCUACCUACUAAAUUAUGACUUGGGCCUUUCAUGGACAGAAAUAAAAUGUAAAAGUUUUAUGUUA